This is a messenger RNA of Vicugna pacos (alpaca), 2041 nucleotides long. It is a transcript of the gene OMG, whose product is annotated as oligodendrocyte myelin glycoprotein. Gene Ontology annotation, molecular function: protein binding. The record is from RefSeq and is a predicted model, not a curated record. NCBI's taxonomy places the organism in Eukaryota, Metazoa, Chordata, Mammalia, Artiodactyla, Camelidae. Gene Ontology annotation, biological process: neuron projection regeneration.
GAGUAGGGGCCAGGUCUAAUGUGCAGAAGGUUCUCCAUUCUACAGCAAAUCUGAGAUAUAUGGGUACUCAAUGCUGUAAAUUAAAAAAAAAAUGUUUUUUGGUCCAUUUUGUUGCGUGUGCACCUCUUGCAAUAAAUUUGAGUCAGCACCAAUGACAGCUCUGCAGUCCUCCUAUGUGGUGCUGAUCAGGUGGUUGCAGAGCUUCGGCUCACAGCAACACAAUGCAGCUGAGCAGGCAAGCACAGCCCACAGCCAGAAGCGGUUCCCACUUUCCAGAACGAGGCGACCUUUAAGCUUAAGUUUCCCGGAGAAAAUGAGAUGCUGAUGUUGAAGACGACACUAUGGCUUUGAUGGAAUAUCAGAUAUUGAAAAUGUCUCCCAGCCUGUUCAUCCUUCUGUUUCUCACACCUGGUAUUUUAUGCAUUUGUCCUCUCCAAUGUAUAUGCACCGAGAGGCACAGGCAUGUGGACUGUUCAGGUAGAAACUUGACUAUAUUACCAUCUGGACUGCAAGAGAAUAUUAUCCACUUAAAUCUGUCUUAUAACCAUUUUACUGAUCUGCAUAACCAGUUAACCCAGUAUACCAAUCUGAGGACCCUGGACAUUUCAAACAACAGGCUAGAAAGCCUGCCUGCUCAAUUACCUCGGUCCCUCUGGAACAUGUCUGCUGCUAACAACAACAUUAAACUGCUUGAAAAAUCUGAUACUGCUUAUCAGUGGAACCUUAAAUAUCUGGAUGUUUCUAAGAAUAUGCUGGAAAAGGUUGUCCUCAUUAAAAAUACACUAAGAAGUCUUGAGGUUCUCAACCUCAGUAGUAACAAACUCUGGACAGUUCCAACCAACAUGCCCUCCAAACUACAUAUCGUGGACUUGUCUAACAAUUCCUUGACACAAAUCCUUCCAGGAACAUUAAUAAAUCUGACAUAUCUCACACAUCUUUACCUGCACAACAAUAAGUUCACAUUCAUUCCAGAUCAAGCUUUUGACCAACUCUUUCAGUUGCAAGAGAUAACCCUUUACAAUAACAGGUGGUCAUGUGACCACAAACAAAAUAUUACUUACUUACUUAAAUGGAUGAUGGAAACAAAAGCCCAUGUGAUAGGGACUCCCUGUUCUAGCCAAAUAUCAUCUUUGAAGGAACAUAACAUAUACCCUACACCUUCUGGAUUUACCUCAAGCUUGUUCACUCUAAGUGGGAUGCAGACAGUGGACACCAUUAACUCUCUGAGUAUGGUAACUCAAUCCAAAGUGACCAAAAUACCCAAACAAUACCGAACAAAGGAAACAACGCUUGGUGCCACUCUAAGCAAAGACACCACCUUUACUAGCACCGACAAGGCUUUUGUGCCCUAUCCAGAAGAUACAUCCACAGAAAUGAUUAAUUCACAUGAAGCAGCAGCUGCAACUUUAACUAUUCAUCUCCAAGAUGGAAUGGUUACAAACACAAGCCUCACUAGCUCAACAAAAUCAUCCCCAACACCCAUGACCCUAAGUAUUACUAGUGGCAUGCCAAACAAUUUCUCUGAAAUGCCUCAACAAAGCACAACCCUUAACUUACGGAGGGAAGAGACAACCACAAAUGUAAAGACUCGCUUACCUUCUUCUGUGGCAAGUUCUUGGAAAGUAAAUGCUUCAUUUGUCUUAAUGCUCAAUGCUGUGGUCAUGCUGGCUGUCUGAGGGUCCGCAUUUUCUGAAACUAAUGAAAGAACUCCUUCCUGAUGUAUAGUUGGGAAAAUACGCCCCUAUCUAACCAGUGACUCAAGCUAUAUUAAGUAUUCAAGAAAGCCAGUCUUAUAUUUCUGACACUGAUGUAAAUGAAGUAACUUGUCUUAAAUAAAAGAAGUGCACAAUGUCUUGGUACUUGCUGCUAUUCUACUGUCUUAAUGAAGUAAAACGAAUGAGUUUUUUUUUUAAAUGAAAUGUUUUCUUUUUAAGGCUUCAACUUACUGCAUAAAAUAUAAAGCAUCUAAACUUUAAUAUGUAUUUUAUGUAUGUUUACACUGUCAAACACCUUGGAAAAAAUAAAAGGUCUAUGCUCAUAA